AUGAAAACUAGGUUCGACAAAAAAAGAUGCGCUGCUAAUAUAUACAAGUUAGGGGAGUUAGUAAUGAUAUUAAAACACAGCCGUAAUAUUGGAGAUAGUAACAAAUUAUUACCUCCAUAUAGCGGACCUUACAAAAUUUCUGCUGUUUUAGGCAACGACCGAUAUGAAGUAUGUAGUAUAGAUGGAUUUUCAUCUAAGAAAUAUAAAAAUGUGUAUUCUGCUGACAAAAUGAAGCGCUGGAUAGAUAUUGGGACAAAAUACAAUUGUCAGACAGGAUCAGCAAAUGAUAGCGAGGGUUCUGAUAAUGACUAA
Molecule: messenger RNA, 312 nt
Organism: Diatraea saccharalis (sugarcane borer)
Lineage: Eukaryota; Metazoa; Arthropoda; Insecta; Lepidoptera; Crambidae
Source: the annotation of a GenBank genome assembly